Molecule: messenger RNA, 414 nt
Organism: Protopolystoma xenopodis
Lineage: Eukaryota; Metazoa; Platyhelminthes; Monogenea; Polystomatidea; Polystomatidae
Source: the annotation of a GenBank genome assembly
AUGCCAUCUUCUAACUCGCUUCUCGAUUUCGUCCGCAUCUCCAGUGGCAUUCAACCAACGGACGUGCAACAGCCUCGCUCCGUCCUUGCCACCCGAAGUCAGUGUCUUUCAGGCGGCGGGAAACACCAACACAUGAAUGUCCAUUCCUUUUGGUCUGUGUGCGCAUACGCCUGCGUACGUGUAGUCAUGUUGCCUCAAUUCGUAUGCAAAACAAUUAGCCUGAUUGCCUCGUUCAGCCGCAAGACCAGACGAUCCCAUCAGCCGGUGGACAGACCAGUCGGCCUCUUCUUCUGUGGCACCUCAAGCGCCUGUCUGUCUCCAAAUGCCUCGGCCAGCGGUUUUGUACGUAGAGCCAAAUCUGCAGAAGAACUAAGCCCCGGUAAUCCAGUUGCUGGUAUCACUGGAGCAGUCUAG